AUGGAGGCGUUGUAUGAGCUACCAGCUGACAAAGAAAACCGCGAAUGUACAAAAGUUGUCACUACGGAAUCCACAUCCACAUCACGAGUCAAACUACCACCUGUUAACAUACCACGGUUCGCAGACAACUAUGAAGACUGGAUAAGUUUAUGCGACUUGUUCAAUGCCUUAGUUAUCAAUGAUGAAAGGUUAUCGAACAUGGAGAAAUAUCACUGCCUGUGCUCAAGUGUAAACGGAGACGCGGAGACCGCCCUUAAAAAUCUAGCAGUCAGUGGCUCAAACUUUGAAAGUGAGUGGAGCAUCUUAGAAAAUCGGUAUUAUAAUAAAAGAAUCAUCGUAAACAACGUGCUACGUUAG
Arctia plantaginis is the source of this 357-nucleotide messenger RNA. The record is from the annotation of a GenBank genome assembly. Lineage: Eukaryota; Metazoa; Arthropoda; Insecta; Lepidoptera; Erebidae.